Messenger RNA from Lathyrus oleraceus (garden pea), 947 nucleotides. Its product is annotated as allene oxide cyclase, chloroplastic. Gene Ontology annotation, molecular function: allene-oxide cyclase activity. The coding region runs from base 1 to 795 and encodes 264 amino acids. NCBI's taxonomy places the organism in Eukaryota, Viridiplantae, Streptophyta, Magnoliopsida, Fabales, Fabaceae. The record is from RefSeq and is a predicted model, not a curated record. The transcript has 3 exons. Gene Ontology annotation, biological process: jasmonic acid biosynthetic process.
AUGUUGUUUCCUCACACAAUCUACUUACAAAACAAUUCAUCUAACCAAAUUCCUCUAUCAUCAACAAUGGCCACUUCAACCAACGUUUUGAGUUCCUUCGUUAACCCUGCUACUAUCGCCACCACCCCAAAAUCGUUUCUAACACCCCCAUCUUCUUUCACGCCUUUCACUUCAUCAAACUCAUCUCUCACAAAGAGCCUCAAGAUGAACGCAGUUCCUAAGAAGUCCUUUACUUGCAAAAGUCAAGUUAGCGACAACGUCAACACCGAAAAUGCUCAAGAAUUGUUUGUGUAUGAACUCAACGAGAGAGACCGUGGCAGCCCUGCUUAUUUGAGAUUAAGCAACAAGAGUGUUAACACUCUUGGUGAUUUAGUUCCCUUCAGCAACAAAUUGUACACUGGUGACCUACAAAAGCGUAUUGGAAUAUCAGCUGGAAUAUGCAUAUUGAUUCAACACAAUGAAGAAAAGAAAGGUGAUAGAUAUGAAGCAAUCUACAGUCUUCACUUUGGAGACUAUGGUCACUUAGCAGUUCAAGGACCAUACCUUACUUAUGAGGACACAUACCUAACUGUGACUGGUGGUUCUGGAAUAUUUGAAGGUGUUAGUGGACAAGUGAAGUUGCAUCAAAUAGUUUUUCCAUUUAAGAUUCUCUACACAUUUUAUUUGAAGGGUAUUAAGCCAUUGCCUCAAGAGUUUCUUGGUCAACAUGUUGCGCCUCAUGUUGGGGUUGAAGCUUCUGCUGCUGCCAAGGCUCUUCAGCCUCAUGCUAUCAUUGCUGGAUUUAAAAAUUACUAGGAACUUGGUUUUUUAUGGGUGAAGAGAUAGAAAAAUUGUAGGGAUUAGUAGUGAUGAGGUGGCCAAAUUAUGUUAAGGCCAAAGAAAACUAAGAUAUUAUGCAAACUCUUAUGAUUAAAGAGCACGUGUAGUGCAAGAGAUUGGUUUUAUUA